Molecule: messenger RNA, 3989 nt
Organism: Paramormyrops kingsleyae
Lineage: Eukaryota; Metazoa; Chordata; Actinopteri; Osteoglossiformes; Mormyridae
Product: neuronal PAS domain-containing protein 2-like
Biological process (GO): circadian regulation of gene expression; regulation of transcription by RNA polymerase II
Cellular component (GO): cytoplasm; CLOCK-BMAL transcription complex; nucleus
Molecular function (GO): RNA polymerase II cis-regulatory region sequence-specific DNA binding; protein dimerization activity; DNA-binding transcription factor activity, RNA polymerase II-specific
Source: RefSeq, a predicted model, not a curated record
UGUAUUUGCAAAUUGAAUCCGGAGGCGCGCACCCAUGUUCUUAAUUAGAGAUGAUGGGAAGUAAAGAAAACAUAUAUAUUCUUCAGCGUUUAUACAUAUCAAAUAUAACAGAAGAACAUGCAUUUCGCCCCUUUGUUUCACCGUGCCGCUUGCAUGCGACUCUGCACAGGCGCUUGCUAAUGCUGAUCUGCUUAGUACCGAUCUGCCGGCUGACCUACUUUACUGGCUGCGCAGCGGCUGCCUGCCAGCCCUGUUUGCCGAGGGCAGCCUAUGGAGGCCGGUUAACAGCAAGAGGAAUGAGAAACACGGCCCUGAAAACGGCUUUGUAACGAUACCACUUUAUUGAUCGUAUAUUGCUUGUAAGACACUAAUAUUUCGACCGUACUUUCGUCAUCUAACCAAUCCUAUCUUACUGGAUUUCGGUUCAUGGCUGUCUCAUGCCAAGUCCGGUUCCUACUCUCUCUAAUGUGGGCUGUACCUUGUGUGUGAAGAAGAUCAUUAACUGGUUUCAUUUAUGGACCUUAAAAUCAGAAGCCGGUAAUUCAGAGCAGAACCUCGUCUUCAUUGCUACAGCCUGUGUGAGUUGGGGAGGCACGUUCGUUAAUGCUGGGAUCUGCAGGACUGGCAGCACCAAUGGGACACGGCCGAAUUCCAGGGGGGGGCAGACGGCAGUGGGAGUAAGGAUGGACAGCAUGCAGUUCGGGGCCCUCUGUCCAUCCAGCCAACACAAAUGGGACACUAGCAAGUAUGUGGAUGAUUUGCUAAAUGAAGAUGGAAAGGACAGAGCUAAAAGAGCAUCACGCAAUAAAUCAGAGAAGAAGAGAAGGGAUCAGUUUAAUGUCCUCAUCAAGGAGCUGUGCACCAUGCUUCAGGGGCAGGUGCCUCCCCGCAAGAUGGACAAGUCCACCAUCCUGCAGAGAGCCAUCGACUUCUUGCAGAAACAAAAAGAAAUCUUGGACCAAUCAGAGUCCAUUGAGAUUGAGCAGGACUGGAAGCCUUCAUUCCUCAGCAAUGAGGAGUUUACCCAGUUGAUGCUGGAGGCUUUAGAUGGUUUUCUAAUAACACUGACAACAGAUGGAAACAUCAUUUAUGUAUCUGACAGUGUUUCUUCCCUCAUUGGCCAUUUACCAUCAGACAUGGUGGACCAAAAUAUUCUGAACUUUCUCCCUCCACGUGAACAUGGAGAGAUGUACAAGCUCCUGUCAUCGCAGAUGCUGAUGAACGACCCAGUUGCUGCCGAUUUGCUUGAGCAUUCACAAAUUGAGUUCUGCUGUCACUUAUCCAGAGGAAGUGUCGACCCUAAAGAGGCUCCAACAUAUGAAUAUGUGAAAUUUGUAGGGGAUUUCAAAUUCCAAAACAACGUGCCUACAUCUUCUAGUAAUGACUUGGAGUGUGAAUCACCAAGGACCAUCCAGGCAUCGUUAGAGGAGCAGGCCUGCCUUGUAGCCACUGUCCGACUGGUCACUCCACAGUUUAUGAAGGAUCUCUGUAAUGUUGAUGACCCUUAUCAUGAAUUCACAUCCAGGCAUAGUCUGGAGUGGAAGUUCUUGUUUUUAGAUCAUAGAGCUUCACCCAUAAUAGGCUACUUGCCUUUUGAGGUUCUUGGAACUUCUGGCUAUGAUUACUAUCACGUGGACGAUCUGGAUCUCAUAGCCCAGUGUCAUCAACAGCUGAUGCAGUUUGGCAAGGGCCAGUCCUGCUACUAUCGCUUUUUGACGAAAGGCCAGCAGUGGAUCUGGCUGCAGACUCACUACUACAUCACUUACCACCAGUGGAACGCCAAGCCAGAGUUUAUUGUAUGCACACACACUGUGGCCAGUUUUGCAGAGGUUCGAGCAGAGAGGCGAAGAGAGAUUGGCUUAAAGGAAUCUGAAGCAGCUUCCUCAUCUGUUACGGAUCGCAAAGUAUAUCUAGAUGUGAACCCGUCCUCUGAGGUACCAAAAGAGAGAGCGAGAGGGACCCAGUCAGUGUCCUCUGACAGCUCCCGCAGAUCGUCCCGCACAGCCGUGUCCGACUCUGCCUCAAAUUCCUCGGUGAGGUGUGCUGAGGCUACCGCACCACUGCAGCAGGCCGUAUCUCUAUGCUCUGAGAAGGCUGCGUCCAGCAGUUCAAAGAUUUUACAGCAGACCUCCUCCUCGGAGCACCGUCCCCCAGCCAGCUUCCUUCUCUACUCCACCUGUAAUCACCCCUCCACUACGCAGCCCAUGUACCAGUUUCGAGCACCACAACUGGGGGUGAUGCACGAGCUGAAGGAGCAGCUGGAGGAGAGGACACGCCUCCUGCAAGCUGACAUCAGGAGCCAGCAGCAGGAGCUGCACAGCAUCAAGGAGCAACUGCAGCUGGUCAGCAGCUCCAACAUCCAGAUGUGGCUCCAGCAGCCCGACUCGGGAGGAUUCAGCCAAGUACGGCAGCAGCAGGGCUUGGGAAGGAGCCCCCUACCCUGUCAGCCAGCUGCCAUCAGGCCGGUUGCUGAUUACAGCAAGAACCUGCCAUGCACACAUCAUGCUUCCCCGGCCUGCUCACUUUUGCUGGACCCCAGCACAUCCUCCUCUCAGGCAGAGCCACCGCCAAUAAGAAGCUCCCUGAGUCCAGCCAUCAGCAUGCCAGUGCAGACCCACACCAGCAUGCCAGUGCAGACCCACACCAGCAUGCCAGUGCAGACCCACACCAGCUUGACUGUGCCUUGGUGCAGCAACCCCAUGAUGUUCUCCCAAACUAGAUCACGUCCCCCACAGGAUGUCAGUCCAAGACACUCUGGCGUGGAUUUCAGCCAAGAUGGGCAACUACGAUAUGGUCUGGAGCAGCAGAUUAUGGUGGCACCGUCAAUGCCUGUGCAGCAGGUGAAUUGCAAUGCUGUCAUCAUGCCGUCACCUGUCGUCACAUCUCCCAUCAUGAUCACCCACAACAGCUUCGUCACACACCAGGCACAGCCUUCCCACCAGCCCCCAGUCCAGUCCACACAGGACCCUUUCCAGCUGCACCAACCUCAAGCCGUCUUUCAGCAGAUGCAGCCCCAGGGACUGUUACACUGCAGACAGCCUCAGACUGUGUUUCACUCCGCUCAUGUCCCGCAGCAAAGCACUUUGGGUUUCCUUCAGCAGCCACAGCAACAGCAGCAACAACAGCCACUGCAGCACUGCCACUCCCAGAAGCAGACUGCUGGCCUUUCAGACUUCCAGAACAUACUGACAUGGUAGCCAGGACAACUGAGGCACCAUGGAGAUCUCUAGUGACUGCUGUAUGUUCUGAGGCAAUAUAUACAAUGAUGGUCCCCCAAACCUCUUCAUCUACAGUAGAACAUCCCAGUCCCCCUCUGGUGGCCUUACUAACUUCUGCUUUUGUAUCUCAUGUUGGUGUGAUCUACAGGCAGGAACUGCCUUAUUUGGUCGGCAGCUCUCCCAGUCCCAGGUACGGCCCAAGAAGUCUAUUUAGAAAUCCCAAAGUAAGCAUAAAAUACAUGUAUGUACAUGCUAUGCGACCCCCCCCCCCCCCCCAAGUCUUGUCUUACAUCAUGUGUGACUGAACAUGUGAAAGCAGAGAUUUUGAGAAUAGGGAAAAUCAUAUUUUGUGCAUUUGCAUGUGGGCACAUUGUCAGCAAUGUAAGCCGAAUAUUUUAUGAGGUGAAUUAGUAUGUUACUCUUGUACUGUAAUGCCACAGCAGAAUGUUAAUAUAUGUCAUGUAAUCCAGCAAGCAAAAACUGAAUUUUGAUUGCUUUUGUAUAAAUAAAUUGUGCAUUUAAUGGUAAAAACUACCAGAAAAGUAAAUAUAAUUUAUGCUAAGACUUCAAUAAAGACAACUCUACAUUUAACAAAAUUUAUUACAGUGGAUCAUGCAAUCUUGCACACAAAUGAUGGACUGAGUCUUUUAAACAUUCAGAUUCUUGUAUUUUGACAUUAAAUGUGAAAGAUUUUAUGUAUUAUAUGAUAGCUUUUAAUUUAACCUUAAAAUUGUGUAUCUUUAAAAAUAAACAUGGUGGAUUGUAACAGAU